UUCCCCUUUUCCUCUCGAACGGGCAGCACGAAGCGAUCGCAGUCCCCAACAUGGAUCUAUACUACCUGCCUCGUGAUAGCGCCUGCCGCACCGUGCUCAUGGUGGCCAAGGCCCUGGACCUCGAUCUGGACAAGAAGGUAGUGGAUAAGCAGCUGAAUCCGGACUUCAUCAAGAUCAACCCCCAGCACACGAUCCCCACCUUGGUGGACAACGGAUUCACCCUCUGGGAGACGCGUGCCAUCGCCGUUUACCUGAUCGAACAGUACGGAAAGGACGACUCCUUGUAACCCAAGGAUCCCCAGAAGCAGGCGGUGAUCAAUCAACGACUCUACUUCGACAUGGGCUCCAUGUAUCCCUCGAUGACCAAAUACAUUUACAAUGUGUUUUCCACUGGCCCUGGCACUGAAGAGGACUUCACUUUCUUGGAGGGCCAGGAGUACGUGGCCGGUGACCAAUACACCGUGGCGGACAUUGCCAUCCUUGACAUCAGCAAGUACCCCAAUGUGGCCAACUGGUACGCCAAAGUCAAGGAGAUUACUCCUGGCUGGAAGUAAAACCUGGGUGUUAAGAAACUGGUGGAGGAGAAAAAGAAGGAAGCUAAAUCCCAUUUUGCUGUCCAGCAGAAUAGCACCAGUAAUCGCACUCCCAACAUGGAUUUCUACUACUCUCCUCGUAGCAGUGGAUGUCGCACCGUUAUCAUGGUGGCCAAGACUUUGGGCUUGGAGCUGAACAGGAAGCAGCUGCGCCUCACGAAGGGAGAGCACCUGCAGCCAGAGUUCCUCAAACUGAAUCCCCAGCACACCAUUCCCACCCUGGUGGAUGAUGGAUUCUCCCUUUGGGAGUCCCGCGCCAUCGCCGUCUACCUGGUGGAGAAGUACGGCAAGGACGACUCCCUCCUUCCCAAGGAUCCCCAGAAACGUGCCUUGAUCAACCAGCGCCUUUACUUCGACAUGGGAACAUUGCAGGAUUCCUUCAUGAAAUACUACUACCCCUUCAUCCGAACUGGACAGCUAGGAGCUGCCGAAGAUUUCAAAAAGGUCGAGGCUGCCUUUGAGUUCUUGAACGUUUUUUUAGAGGGACAGGACUACGUGGCUGGUGACCAGUUCACAGUGGCCGAUAUCGCCAUCCUCUCCAGCGUGUCCACUUUUGAGGUAGUUGAGUUCGACAUCAGCAAAUAUCCAAAUGUGGUCAGGUGGUUCGCCACCGCCAAGAAGGUUACUCCCGGGUGGGAGGAGAAUUGGGAGGGCUUGCUGCAAGUGAAAGCGAUGUAUGAGGCUCAAAAGUCCUGUGCUAAGUAAAAAUGUGUUUUUAUUUUAAUUUAUUAAUCACCAGAGUUUUAAUAAACUUGCCCACAAAAAAUACAAAAAUACA
Drosophila biarmipes is the source of this 1371-nucleotide messenger RNA. RefSeq names its product glutathione S-transferase D4. NCBI's taxonomy places the organism in Eukaryota, Metazoa, Arthropoda, Insecta, Diptera, Drosophilidae. Gene Ontology annotation, molecular function: glutathione transferase activity. The record is from RefSeq and is a predicted model, not a curated record. Gene Ontology annotation, biological process: glutathione metabolic process.